AUGUUGAGCGCCAGUUAUCGCUUGGAAUCCUUCCAGCCUUGUAACCUCCCCCAAGAGAAAGUACAGCCUUUACGGAAUCGCCUCGGUACUCGGUACCCAGGCCCAGUCUCCAUAUCUGCGACGCCUUCACCCUCCAAUCUUAGCAAUCCUAUUUCAGAGACUCAGGAGACAUAUGCUUCAAGACUUGAGCGACAUCCCCUACCUGUUCGCCCACCGACAGAGGUUUGCUUCAAUGGCGGUCCACAACCGAACGCUCAAAUCACUCGACACGAGCCGGAGAUAUUGGAGAAAACAUCUCCGACUUACCCUGGCCCUAACGCCUUUGAUUUUGAAGAUUCCCUAUACCUUAACGAUCCUUCAAAUGUUGGAGAUGGUGAUCAUACAAUGACACGCGAACAAAUCGUCCCGGAUUCUGAGCACCAAUCCCUCAGCUUCGACUCAAGUGGCUCGGAGCUCGCUUUCACUCCUGAGCAGCACUCUCAAUUUGAGGUUCCUGAAAUUCCUCUUGAAAGCUCUAUACAGGCCGGACACUUUGCCAAAGAUCUAACAAUCGAUCCGGCAAUCCCAGACGAUAAUCGUUCGCGCGAUGUUGAGCUAGCUCAAACAACACCAACUACCACUAUCGCCGCAGCCAUUCCACGCAGAAUCCCAGAUGAACACUCUCGCUCCCCGGUUCGAAAUGCCCAUCACCACAGCAGGCAACACGAUCCUCAAAGGCCAGUGAAAGUCGGUCAGCUGCCUGCCAAAAUCAGCAAAGUUUCAGUUGUCGUCGACAAUCGCCCCAAAAAAAGGGCCAGAUGGUCCACUCUGGAACUCGGCCGCAAGAACGUAUCUCUUCCGGCAUUUCGUGCUCAAUUCUCCGCCCUUCCGGCUGAGGAAAGAUUACAGUUCUUGUCCUGGUUGUUCGAGGGUGCCUUGUCUCAUUGCAUCCAUACGCCUCCGAGAAGGGAUACAGUCCCGACGCCUAGAUCUCAGCAUACAAGCAUAAUUGCUCAAGCGAUCGAUGCGGGACUUUCUUCGAGAAAAGGGCUACCAUGGUGCGAGGAAGAGGCUCGCUUACUCGUAAAACUCAAAGAAGAAAACCUUGCAUGGUCGGAGGUGACUGAGCGUUUCGGUCAGAAAUUCAGAGGAAGGAGUCAAGGCUCUUUACAGGUGUACUGGAGCACAAAGCUUAGGAAAUGA
Molecule: messenger RNA, 1182 nt
Organism: Penicillium salamii
Lineage: Eukaryota; Fungi; Ascomycota; Eurotiomycetes; Eurotiales; Aspergillaceae
Source: the annotation of a GenBank genome assembly